Molecule: messenger RNA, 387 nt
Organism: Entamoeba dispar SAW760
Lineage: Eukaryota; Evosea; Mastigamoebida; Endamoebidae
Exons: 2
Coding region: 1-387 (128 amino acids)
Biological process (GO): DNA-templated transcription initiation
Cellular component (GO): RNA polymerase complex
Molecular function (GO): nucleotide binding
Source: RefSeq, a predicted model, not a curated record
AUGGAAGAAGCUAACACAAAACGAAAUAUAAAUAAUGAUAUUUUACAAUAUGGUGAUAUGUUUAAAGAUGCUAUACCACUAACUACAUCAGAAGUAUUAGAAGAAGUAUCUACAAAAGGAACAGGAAAAUAUGCACGUGAAACAGAAGAAUAUUGUAAACAAUUUAAAGAUAAUGGAAACCCAAAAGAACUUAUUGAAAAAUUAAAAAGUAUGUCUCAUUUAUCAUUACUUGAAAUAGUUUCUUUAUGUAAUUUUAAACCAACAUCUAUUGAUCAAGCAAAAAUGUUGAUAAAGUCAUUAGACAAUUAUCCUGAUUCUGAUUUAAAAAAUGUUAUUGAUAUAUUAGAUAAUGAUAGUAAAGGAAUAGAUGAAGAUGAUUUAGACUAA